Topomyia yanbarensis is the source of this 1343-nucleotide messenger RNA. RefSeq names its product zinc finger protein 614-like. The record is from RefSeq and is a predicted model, not a curated record. Bases 37 to 1191 code for a protein of 384 amino acids. Lineage: Eukaryota; Metazoa; Arthropoda; Insecta; Diptera; Culicidae. Gene Ontology annotation, molecular function: RNA polymerase II transcription regulatory region sequence-specific DNA binding; DNA-binding transcription factor activity, RNA polymerase II-specific; zinc ion binding. Gene Ontology annotation, biological process: regulation of transcription by RNA polymerase II. Gene Ontology annotation, cellular component: nucleus. The transcript has 3 exons.
CAUCUUCACUUUCAUCGGCGCGAUACAAUAUUAUUUAUGGAACCGAAAAUAAGGAAAAAGUAUGUUAGAAAGACGAUACAAAUUCGGCCUCCGCGUUGCCGAUUGUGCAAAAAUAUUUGCGAAGCGAACAAACUGCUGUGGGAUCGUGAUUUCCGUGAAAAGCUGCAGGACGUUAUUUGCCUCUGGAUAAAAGUUGUACCAACGGAGAAAUUCCACAUCUGCAGCGCUUGUCAGACGACUGUAGAAGAUUUCUACGCCUUCAAAUCCCAAAGCCGUAAAGUGCUACGUGGUGAAAUUGUGCUAGAACCGCAGAAAACUCGCUGUGUUACCUCGCCACCAAAGACCGACAAUGAUUGUACCAACGAGAACCAUGAGCUACCACCAACUUUGGAAACGCUGCUGGACGAUUGUGAGGACGAGAUCGUUCUACCUGCACAAACAGUGGAAGAUAUAAGUCUACAAGUUGAAUUGACCAAAAAGAAACCACGUCGAUCGUAUCGUCGUAAAGAUAACAAAGAAGUGAGAUUGAAGCGACCGCCCCAUCGUAAAACCGAAGAGGAGAAAACCAUGACUCCGGCCGAAUACCGCAAACACUGGAAUCAAAUGUACCGUGAUCGCUACAAGGUAAUGUGCGACAUUUGCGGCAAGACUAUUCAGAAGGUUCUUAUUGAGAGUCACUUGAAUCGACACCGAGGCGUACAACCGUACGCUUGCGAACAAUGUGGGCUGCAGUUCCAUUGUAAAAAUAAUUUUCGUAAACACGUUCAGCGGAGUCACGCAAUUAAUGACGAGGUUGCGUGCGAAAUUUGCGACAAAGUUCUUGUUAGUCAAAUUGCUUACAAACAGCACCUGAGAUCCGUACAUCGCGAAAGAAAAUUCCAAUGCGUCAUUUGUGGACUUAAAAUUCAUUCGAAGAGAGCUCUGGAGCAACACAUGGACAUUCACAAUCAAAAGCGGGAUUUUGUAUGUCCACAUUGUGGUAAAACGUUUUAUCGUCAGUAUGUGCUCAAUAUCCAUCUGAGGACCCAUUCGGGAGAAACGCCGUACGUGUGUCACAUCUGUAAGGCCGCCUUUGUCCAUCGACGAAUCUACGUGAUGCACAUGCAAAAGCUUCAUCCAAACGAACCGAUGAUGCGUAUGGAUGGUGUGAAAACACUAAAAGAUGCAUUAAUGAAACGAGAAAACUUUUGAAGUGUAUAUAAACUAAAAUAAGACCUGAGCUGUUGUACGAAGCAUUUGGAAUUGAAAUAAGAUGAAAAACCUGUAAACUUGCAACCUUAUUUUUACCCCCAUUGAAUUUGUAGCAGACUUGAAUAACCACGUAGACAAAUUCAACAUUCGGA